GGGAAAGUACGUCUUGUUGUAAUCAGCAAACACGCAAACAAAGUCACUUUCACUCACUCAAUUACCAAACGUUGCUUUAAGCCAUUCUUGGAACCUCGCUUAAGAAUACCCGAGUGUACUUGGCUUUCCCGUUUUGUUUCUUUGUCUUUCCCUGUGUUUUUUGCGUACUUGUUUCCGUGCUUUUCGAAGCCAUCUGCAUUUACAAACGCGGUAUACGAGUUUACCGUGACGAUCACCACUUUGGGCACCGUGAAUCACGAGACCCGACAAUUAGAGCACAUUCAUUUGAUUGAAGAUGUCUGACUCUGAUGACGAUAUUGCUCUUUCAAAGAGAGCCAGAGUCAAAGAUGAGGACUUUUCCGUAGACGUCUCAUCGCAGAACUCACGUGGCGUAACUGCCGCUGAUAGUGAUGAUGAAGCGUUGGUUACUGUGUCACGGAAGACAAAGAAAAGCAAAGCUCCUAAGCGCGCUGCUACGAAUGGUGACUCCAAACAGCCGCCAAAGAAGAAACUGAAGAGCUCAUCCACAACCUCAAAGAAAACAGCACCUUCGAAGAGUCAGGUCAAGAAAGAGGUGAAGAAGGAGGGAACGCCCACUCCUGCUAGGGAGGGCACACCAAAGGAAGAGGAUGGUGAUGGUGAUGAUGGUAUCUAUAAAUGGUGGGAAAAUCAACAAGAUGACGAUUCCAUCAAAUGGGAAACUCUUGAACAUAAUGGUGUCAUUUUCCCUCCUGAAUAUGAGCCUUUGCCAACCCACGUGAAGAUGUUCUACGAUGGUAAGCCUGUGAAUUUGCCUCCAGCUGCGGAGGAAGUUGCUGGCUUCUACGCUGCGAUGCUAGAGACUGAUCACGCAAAGAAUCCAACUUUCCAGAAGAACUUCUUCAAGGACUUCCUCAAGGUCUUGGAAGAAAGCGGUGGAUGCAAUGCUAGCAUCACUGACUUUGACAAGUGUGAUUUUACAAAGAUGUUUAACUACUUUGAAGCUAAAAAGGAAGAAAAGAAGAACAUGACAGCUGCUGAAAAGAAGAAGAUCAAAGCUGAAAAGGAAAAAUUCGAAGAGCCUUAUAAGACGUGUCUGUUGAACGGGAGAAAAGAGCAAGUUGGUAACUUUAGAGUUGAACCACCGGGUCUUUUCAGAGGUCGUGGUGCACAUCCCAAAACUGGUAAGCUCAAGAGAAGAGUUUACCCUGAAGAUAUCAUCCUCAACCUUGGCAAAGAUGCCAAAAUUCCAGAUCCGCCUCCAGGACAUUCAUGGGGUGAAGUGAGACAUGACAAUACUGUGUCAUGGCUAGCUAUGUGGAGAGAAAACAUCUCCAACAGUGUGAAGUACGUCAGAUUUGCUGCUAAUUCUUCUCUUAAAGGUAUGAGUGAUUACAAGAAGUUCGAGAAGGCAAGAGAGCUGAAGAACCACAUCGAAAGAAUCAGAAAGGACUACCGUGUCAUGUUGAAGGAUCAACUUAUGCUAAAUAGACAGAUCGCCACUGCAACGUAUUUAAUCGAUGUGUUUGCUCUUAGAGCUGGUGGUGAAAAAUCGGAUGAUGAAGCAGAUACUGUGGGUUGUUGUUCUCUUAGAUUUGAACACAUAACACUGAGUCCUCCAAACACUGUGAUCUUUGAUUUCUUGGGUAAAGAUUCCAUCAGAUUCUAUCAAGAAGUUGAAGUAGAUUUACAAGUUUUCAAGAACUUGAAGAUCUUUAAGCGCCCUCCAAAAGUUCCAGGUGAUGAUCUUUUCGAUAGAAUUGAUCCAAGUGUUUUGAAUAAGCAUUUCCAAAAGUACAUGCCAGGGUUAACGGCCAAAGUGUUCCGUACUUAUAACGCUUCCAAGACCAUGCAAGACCAGUUGGAUCUGAUUCCAAACGAAGGUACACCAAAUGAAAAGGUUGUCAAGUUCAACGCUGCUAACAGAACCGUGGCAAUCUUGUGUAAUCACCAGCGUACCGUGUCUAAAGGCCAUGAAACUGCUAUGCAAAAAAUCAACGAUAAGCUCAAGGAGAUGAUGUGGCAAAAGAUCAGGCUUAAGAAGAUGAUGCUACAGCUUGACUCAAAGCUGAAGAAGAAGAAACCAAAGUAUUUCGAGGAGUUGGAAGAUUUAACUCGUGAAGAUGAGGCCACCAUUCAUAAGAACUUGAUUGCCAGAGAGCAUGAGAAGUACGAAAAGAAGUUCAAGCGAGAAAACGAUAAAAGAGCUGAGAACAAGGAGGAGCUUUUGCCAAAGUCUCAGCUAAAAGAGUGGAACAAUAAGGUCAAGGAGCUGGAAAAGCAGUACGCAAAGGAAUUGAAGAGUGGUAAACCCGUUGUUCCUGACAAUGCCACGCUGGAGAAACUAGAGGCGCAGGUUGAAAAGCUCGAACAGAGAAUCGCAAAUACCAUGCUGCAAAUGAAAGACAAAGAGGAUAACUCUCAGGUCGCCUUGAGUACUUCCAAGAUCAACUACAUCGACCCAAGAUUAUCGGUAAUGUUCUGUAAAAAGUACGAUGUUCCUAUCGAGAAGGUCUUCACGAAGACCCUGAGAGAGAAGUUCAAAUGGGCCAUCGAGUCUGUUGACGAGAAUUGGAGGUUUUAACACGCGUUUGCUUGGUGUCCCAUCUUAUUACAUAAGCCAGAACUCAUUUCCACGGUGUGCUAUACAUGAACCGGUGUGUAGUUCUCUAACAUUUCUCCCUCCUUCGAUACGCGUCAUCUGACAUUGGCGAAUGAUUUUUUCGCCUUCUUUUCAUUCUUUAUGCGGUCAGAUCCACGCGUUUUGCUGUUUCGUGAUACAUCGAAAAACGC
Messenger RNA from Williopsis jadinii, 2772 nucleotides. It is a transcript of the gene TOP1, whose product is annotated as DNA topoisomerase 1. The record is from RefSeq and is a predicted model, not a curated record. NCBI's taxonomy places the organism in Eukaryota, Fungi, Ascomycota, Saccharomycetes, Phaffomycetales, Wickerhamomycetaceae. The transcript has 2 exons. Gene Ontology annotation, biological process: chromosome segregation; DNA replication; DNA topological change. Gene Ontology annotation, cellular component: nucleolus; chromosome. Gene Ontology annotation, molecular function: DNA topoisomerase type I (single strand cut, ATP-independent) activity; DNA binding. The coding region runs from base 296 to 2563 and encodes 755 amino acids.